This is a messenger RNA of Limulus polyphemus (Atlantic horseshoe crab), 6489 nucleotides long. Its product is annotated as DDB1- and CUL4-associated factor 5-like. Gene Ontology annotation, molecular function: protein binding. Gene Ontology annotation, cellular component: cytoplasm; Cul4-RING E3 ubiquitin ligase complex. The transcript is spliced from 10 exons. Gene Ontology annotation, biological process: negative regulation of fatty acid biosynthetic process. Lineage: Eukaryota; Metazoa; Arthropoda; Merostomata; Xiphosura; Limulidae. The coding region runs from base 42 to 2360 and encodes 772 amino acids. The record is from RefSeq and is a predicted model, not a curated record.
UGUGUACUCGAAAACUAAAAGUGUAAGGCACUAUUUAGAAGAUGGAGAGGAAGAACUUAAUAUUUGAGUAUUUAACUCAGCGACAGUUUAAUGGUUCUCGCGUUACUGCGCCAGUACCAGUUCUUCGUCAACGAUUUGCCACAGCAAGUAAUCUUUAUACAAGAGAUCUUUUUGCUCAUUAUGGCUGUGUGAACGCUAUUGAGUUUUCAUAUGAUGGUGAAUGGUUAGCUUCAGGUGGAGAUGACAGAAGGGUUUUGCUAUGGAAUGUGGAAAGAACAAUGACAGGAAAGAACAAACCUGAAACUAUGAAAGCAGAACACAACAGUAACAUAUUCUGCUUGUGCUUUGAUAUUAAACACACCAAACUUUUCUCUGCAGGAAAUGAUGAGCAAGUUGUUGUGCAUGAUCCACAUACGGGUUCAGCUCUAGAUAUUUUUUCCCACGAAGAUGCUGUUUAUGGGAUCUCGGUAGAACCGACAAAUGAUUGUGUUUUUGCAACUGCAUGUAAUGAUGGCCGUAUUCUCAUAUGGGAUUCAAGAGAAUCUAGCUCUUCAGAUCCUUUCAUGGUUGCUGGUUACAUGUCAGCUUUCCAUGCUGUGAUGUAUAAUCCAGUGGAACCAAGAUUAUUGGCUACUGCUAACUCUAAAGAAGGAAUUGGUUUAUGGGAUAUUAGAAAACCUCGAGUUGCCCUACUACAGUACGGUGGUAAGUUGUGUGCACAGGGUGCAAUGAGUGUUCGCUUCAAUAGUUCUGGUUCUCAGCUGAUUGCCCUGCGUCGUCGUCUCCCUCCUGUUCUUUAUAAUGUUCACUCCUCUUACCCUGUUGCUGAAUUUGAUCAUCCAGGAUACUAUAACUCUUGCACGAUGAAGAGCUGUAGCUUUGGUGGAGAUAGUGAUCAGUAUAUUCUCUCUGGGUCUGAUGACUUCAGAUUAUAUGUAUGGAAAAUACCUGAUAGCACAGGUCAUAACAAAAGUCUAUGGAAUAAUAAAGCUCAUAUGGUGCUUCGAGGUCACAGAUCAAUCGUAAACCAGGUACGCUACAACACCAUGAGAUCUUUGAUAGUAUCAUCUGGAGUGGAGAAAGUAAUCAAGUUGUGGAGUAUGUUUCCACUCCCUGACUGGUCAGGAAGUUUAAAUAGAAGUGGAAAUACUGAAUUUCGGAAGGUUUACUCUCGUGAAGAUUACAACAACCUGGCCCUUGAGAAUGGACAGUUCAUGACACAUGACUACAGUCAUCACUCGGUAAAGGAGGACCCACUCAUGAUUGCUUUCUUUGAUUCAUUGGUUCAACAAGAUAUUGAAAGUUGCUCAUCAGAUUCUAGUGACCAGCUCACAAACACAGAAUUGUUGCCUACUUGUUUGGAAGCUCAGUCCAGUAUGUUAAACUUUGAAAGUUCUGGCUCAUUAUCGUCAUCUUUGUCGUCAUCCUCAGAUGAGGAAAAGCAGAAGAGCCAUAAAAGGGAUGGAAGCUUUAGUCCUCAGAAUAAUUUUUACCUUAGUACAUUGGCCAGUAGAAUAAAAGGUAAUCAAAUCCUCUUGGAUGGUGAUAAUGAAGAACAAAAAAGUAAUGAUCCUGAUGCUACAACUGAUCCUAUUUCUGAAUUGAUAGCUAGAAAACGGCACAAGCAGAUCCUGCAAACUGCUAGGUCUUCCUUAAGAAGAACAACAAAAAAGGUUAGAAAUAUAAAUGAAGAUAAGAAGUGCUCCACUACAAAUAAUGCUUUGAAAUCCCAGCAGGAUUUUACCAGAACUUGUAUGGCUCUCGACUCUGUCCCUCAUGAUGAACAUAAAUUAUCAUGUAAGAAGGAUAACAGAAACACACUGAGAAAGAGAAGGGCCAGAAUUCUUCAAGACUUGUCAGAUAGUGUUUCCAGUUCUGAUUCAGAAGAAGAAAGAAUCCCAAAUAAUGGCAAUUUAUGUAACAACCCAUUUAAUGGCCCCAGUCAAAAGCCAACUUAUAGCAAGAGUCUUAAAGCAAUUGAAGUUAAAAACACUUUACCACAGACAUCUUAUUCAUUGCAGAAUAACUGUGUAGUUAGCAGUUGUAGUGCUUUAGAAAGUAACUUUUCUGAAGAACCAUCUGUGUCUAAAUUAGAUUCCGAUAUGGAAGCUUCAGAGUGUUCUUCCAAACAUUGUUUGGAAAUAUCUUCAUCCAAGACAAACUCAUCACUGUGCUCUUUUCAGAACAAUACACUAUCAACAGAAGUACCCCUUCAAGAACAUGGCAAGAAUCCCAGUAACCAAAAGUCCACAAAUUGUAAUUUACAGUCAGCUGUAGCUUUUAAAAGGAUUCAUCAAAAGGCUCACCUUUCCAGAAAAUAUCGCUCCAGACAGAGCCAGGAAGAUGAAAAUGGAGAGUAGUUUUUUAAAGCAUUAAAAAUUUUUCUGAAAAUGAUUUUAAUAACUUGUUUGAAUUUGUACAUGUUGUACAUAAUUUAUUCUCUCUUUAUUUGAAAUAACUCUUAAAAAGCAUUGUUUGUUUUGUGCAGAACUUUCAGUUUAAGUCUUAUGUAUUCUGUAUUAUUUUUCACAGAAAAUGCUCUUAGAAUUUUCCAUUAUGAUUUUUUAAGUUUGUGAGAAUCACUGCAAUUUGUUGAAGUUGCAGAGUUGCAACUUAUCCAAUAAUCACAUUAGCAGUGUACAACAAUGUUAAGAUCUUCAAUCCUUUCUAUUUGUGCACACAUUAUUUUCAUGGUUUUUAGUGUUUUCUAUGUUUUUCUUGCAAGAAACGUAGCUUUAUUUUUCUUUCAAAACAUUUUAUUUUCAUGCUGAUAACAUUUGAACUUUCUGCAUGUCUCAAUUCUCACAAUGUGGGUGAAAGCACAUUGAAAUUUUAGACAAUUUCAAUCCUGACCAUAUAGAUAAAAGCAUGUUGAAAUUGUACCCUAGAAGCGUAAAUAUAAUAACACAAAUUUUUCAUGUGUUUUAAAUUUGGUAGAGUAGAUAAAUGCACGUUUGAGCUAUACAUGUGCCUUAUGCAGGAGCAGUCUUAGUCAUUCUGGAGUCCCGAGCAGAAUUCAGUAAAUGGGGCUCCAUAAUGAUAAGAAAACUCAGGGCCGGCUCGAAUAUGUAUGAGUGGCUUGAGGAGCAAAAGAAGUGAGUCAUGAGAGGAACAAGUCACUUGCUCAGUGUAUUUAUGUUUUUCCAAGCUCAAUAUUGCUUUAAAAUUGCCAUAAAUAUCUUUUUUUUUAACCUCUCAUUGUAUAGAAUAAAGUAAGGUAAAGUAGUAUGCUAGUAAGGUAAAGUAUGAAUGCUGUAUAUAAGAAUAAGAACGGCGUGUCAACGAAACGUUUAUUUUUAGAUGAUAAAGGUUAAGGUUGGUAAUUAUUAAAAAAAGAACAAUAUGUACUAGAUAUGUAUACAUACAUUCAUAUGAUUUAUUAUAUAUAUAUAUAUAUAUGUAUUUGGCUGAUCAUUUAUGGAACUAUACAAUAGUAAAAUCUAUAUACUACCAUGCUUUAAAAUAUGCUGCAAGCAAAGUGCUGUAAAUGAAGUUGAGCUCACAAUCGAACUCAUCUGGUUUUGGCCUCUGAAGAGCUGGAAAUAAUGUUGUCUGUGUCUAGAUGUCGACAGACUCGCUGCUCAUUGGAGAUCUGAGCUAAUCUUGUCAAGCGCUCUUGUGACAUUGUUGAUCUGAGAUAUGUAUUUAUCAACUUCAGAUAGCAGAAGCUUCUCUCACCUGAUGCAACAGGGAUGGGCACUGUGAGUAAAAGUCAUAGGGCGAUGCUUAAAUUCGCAUAAAUGUCUAAAGGAUUUUCUCAAUAUAUAUAACUGAGCAUUAUUGCCUGAGACGUAACAUCAUCGAGAAAAGCAGUGGUAGCAGCUUUCACCUCUGAUGCUAAAUCGGCAGCAUCAACAUUCUUAACUUUUUGUUCCAUUUUCUGGCAACAGUCCUCCAGAGUGUAAUCUUUUACAGACUUCCUUAUGUUGUCAGCAGAGAAAAGAAACCCAAACAGUGCAAAAAAUGGCCGCAAUUGACCGAAUCUACCAUUAAUGCUGGAAAGUGCAGUGUUUACUAGAGGAAGGAAAAAUUUCUGACUGAAACGUUUCUCUGGGGUGUCUUGUAUUUCUUUGUUCCUCUCCUAUAGAAACUGCUGUUCACUUUGUCUUACCUCUGGGAACGUGGUUUCAACUUCCAGUUUCUCUGCAAUUUCCCUUGCAUCUCUUAGCAGAUGAAAGGCCACUGUCUAGGUCCUGUUGGAGAAAUUUUCGAACAUAAUUCUUCUCACGUUACAGUGUUUAAGUUGAGAUAUUGGGGCUCUGUGUCAUUUUGCUGACACGAUUUACUUGGUACAACACAUUGUGCCAAAUAAUGACAGAAUAAAGUGCCAUGAUUUGAUUUACUUAGACAAUCUGAGUGCUGUAGAUGCUGUCUUACUGUCUUUUUUUUUUCUCAACAGCAUAUUCUGUUAAUGCAUCCAAGGCUUUAUUAUCUCUGGCAGCUGAUAAUGCAUGACAUUAACACUCCCAUCUUGUGGUGGAGAGGCCCUUCACAGUUAGUUGUUUCACAUGUUUUUGAAGGAUUAACCAGCACUUAGCAGAGGACCUGAAAAUAUUGUAAAGCCACUAUAAAACUCCAAAGAAACUGACUGAGAGUACAGAAAACUUGGCUUCAUCACUUAUAACAAGGUUGAGGUUAUGACUACUGCAAGGUACAUACAUGGCCUGUUCAUUUAAAUCAAGCAACCUUUUCUGCACACCUUGUUUUUGCCCAUGCAAGUUUACUUCCAUUGUCAUACGCUUGACCUCUGCAGUCGACAAUGUCCAAUUUUAAUUGAAUCAGAUAUCGAAGGAGACUAUUGCAUAGUCUUUUUUCCAUAGUGUCGUCAACUUUAAGGAAGCCAACGAAAUGCUUCGAUGUAGAAAUACCCACAGAUAUAUGACAAUCAACAAUGUGCAACACCACCAGCAACUGUUCUUGAUGACUAAGGUCUGGGGUGCAAUCCAUGAUGAUAGCAUAGUACUUUUAACUUUGUCAACAAAUGCAUUUAGUGUUUUCAGUCCGAUCAGCAUAAUGAUUUCAUUCUGGAUAUGUUUACCCAAGUACUGGUCUUUUAUUUCCUCAUUUUUCAUUCUCCUUAAAUAUUCAUUCAUAACCGGAUCAAACUUAAUUCGAUCUGUCCUAGGAUGUUUCCAUCAUGGGGAUCGUGUAUCUUUUUUGUAUCUUAGGAUGCAUUCAGCUAAAUGACACACUAUUGCAACAGUUCUCUUUAGUACUGACUUCCAGUAUUUCUGCUCAAGUGCCUGCAGUUCCUGGUGAGCAUUCUCGAUUGAUGUUCCUGUAUUCAACUCUGUAUUCAAUUGAUGCCAGUUCUCCAUGUUUGCUAGAUGUAUGCUUGAAUGUUCAUGUUCUUUCAAAUAGUGAGCAAGAUGCUUCCAUGCUCGAAAGCCCCCCUUGGAGAAACUAUUUUCUCUUGUUCCAAAAAGUGUACAGCAAAAACAAAAACAUUUCUUUUGAGUUGCCUAAAUUUCUAAAGUUUGGGAAUGUGCUGAAGAGAACAGUUGUGUUUAUUCAUGUUAUUAAUUCUGCCCCUUUAAAAUAAAUGCACGUUUGGGUUAUAUAAUUGUUUCAAGUCUGUCAAAGUGUAUAAAUGUAUAUGUGCAUGGAAUGUGGCAAAGUUGAUAACAGCACAUAUGAUUGAUAGGUUUGCCAUAAACUUCUUACAAAUCUUUAAUUUAAAAAAUAGUAAGUUGUUGGUUACAAGUUACUAGACACUAUUAGUGAUUCAGUUAACAGUGCUUCCUUCCUUCACCAUUUUGUUUAUCAGUUAUCCUAUACAUGUAAAUAUUAAUAAUGUGUACAGUUAAUUUGUAGAAUAUGGAAAGAAAUGAGUAAAAUAUUGAAAUGUAAGGUAUAGAGUAAUUUAAUGACAUAUGUUUAUAAUUCUCAGUUUUCCUUUUUUAGAUUUAAAUUUUUUUAUGCAGUUGAACUGCAUUAAGUUUAUAUAAAAUCUAUAUGUACUGUUAAGUUAAUUUACAAAAACAAACUAAAAGGAACUUUUCUACCAUUAUGCUGGUUAUAAAAUGUGUGUGAUUGUGAAGAAGUGAUAAAAUUGGAAUUUGUGCAAUGUACAUUUUUUGUGUUGUGGCAUUUUUGGGUAUUUAACACAAUUCAGUAAUCAAAUUAUCCCGCUAAUUUGGACAUUUUACUUUUUGUUUUCAAAGUCUUGACCACAGUAUUUCAUUUCAGUGGAUAAAGUACAAAAUGAUUAAUGUACAACAAUAUUAAGAUUUUUAGUCGUUUCCAUGUACACAUUUAAAUUGUUUCAAUAAAUAUUUGUUCUUAUGUUUGUGAAAGAAAUAUAAUUUCCAUUCUUGUUGAUAACAGUAUUGAAUAUUUGGAUGUCUGUAGAUCUAUUAUUCUUGAGAUAUCUUUUUUUACUUGCCUGACUUGUACUUUCAGGCAGUGAAUCACCAGUUCUUUGGAUAGGACUGAAAUGUACAUAGUUAUUGUAAAUAGUUUUCAUACAAUAAAGAAUUGGGAAAAAAA